This is a messenger RNA of Sclerotinia sclerotiorum 1980 UF-70, 114 nucleotides long. RefSeq lists its product with no specific name. NCBI's taxonomy places the organism in Eukaryota, Fungi, Ascomycota, Leotiomycetes, Helotiales, Sclerotiniaceae. Bases 1 to 114 code for a protein of 37 amino acids. The transcript has a single exon. The record is from RefSeq and is a predicted model, not a curated record.
AUGUCGUCUCCCACAACCUAUGAAAAGAGAACGGUUAGAGAGAGUAAGCUUGGAUGGCUAAGAAAAAGAUAUCUCGAGGUGAUUGACUGGCAAUGCUGUAGAAUUAAUAAAUGA